Messenger RNA from Triplophysa dalaica, 3038 nucleotides. It is a transcript of the gene gab3, whose product is annotated as GRB2 associated binding protein 3. The transcript has 10 exons. Lineage: Eukaryota; Metazoa; Chordata; Actinopteri; Cypriniformes; Nemacheilidae. The coding region runs from base 166 to 1851 and encodes 561 amino acids. The record is from RefSeq and is a predicted model, not a curated record.
UACAAAACGCGCGUACACAUCUCUCAUUUUCUCUCCCGCUCUCUCUCUGUGCCUGAUCGAUGCUGUGAGUUCCUCCUCUCUGUGGUUGUGUGUGUGUGUGUGUGGGGUUGGACACAGGAUUCUCAGUGCUUUCCUCUCAGUCAGACACACACAGACGCAGCAGCUAUGAGCGAAGGCGAUGUGGUGUGCACAGGAUGGCUCAUAAAAUCCCCUCCGGAGAAGAAGCUAAAAAGAUUUUCAUGGCGAAAGCGAUGGUUUGUUUUGCGGAGGGGUCGGAUGAGCGGGGAUCCUGAUGUUUUGGAAUACUACCGAAGCAAGAGCUCCCGUAAACCCAUCAGAAUCAUUGACCUUCAAGAAUGUGAAGUAACCAUUGAGGCAGAGGUGCGGCCCACAAAACGACAGUAUCAGAAUCAGCACUUAUUUGUGGUCAAAACCGCCACACGCAUCUUUUACCUGCUGGCUAAAACAGCAGAGGAAAUGAACAGUUGGGUGCAGAAUAUCGGACAGAUUUGUACGUUUGGAGGACUGGACAGACAUUCAGAAUCAAUGGACAGUCUUAAUCGCACCCCCUCUUCCCAGCAGCCUUCUCCAGCACUCUCUCCUCACGUUUCUCUCGUGGCCAAUCAGGGCACAGUUACCGUCGACAACCACGCAGUCCAAGAAGACCGGCCCAGCGAAUCAGAGAUCAGCCCUCCACUUGACUACCUCUUCCUCUCUCAAUGCGAGACCGGCACGAAGAGCAUCGUCAGGAGUGACAGCGUCUCUAAUUCAGAACGUUCCUUCGAGCAUAGCUCGAUUGAGUACACAGAGGAUGUGUUCAGCCCCGCCUCACGCAUUGACUCCUCCCCCUCUUCGUUCCAUUUGGGCGGGGCGUCCGAGCCACCCUUAAGCGCCCCCUUUGGCCCUCUCUCUUUCUCCGUCUCCUCUUCCCUCUCUUCCUGUCUAUCCUCUCCUGUUUCUUUACGGAGGCCGCCUGACGUUUUCAGAUUCGACCGGCCCUUUUGCAUUACAUCAGACCCACAGACACCUCCUCCCCUCCCGCCCAAACCUACACACCUGUCUGAUAAUCACGCUAAUGACGAUACGGUGCGUAAUCCGGCACAACCAGCUCUCCUCCCUCGCAGGACGUCGCUGUCGGGAAUAGAACAUUUUCGGAGAGGAGAGUAUGACAAUACUGGAAGAAACUGGAACAAGCGAUUGAGUCUCAACUUGCCUGUGUUUCUGAAUAAUGCAGUUACUGAAAACCACUCCGAAGAUUCGUAUGUGCCCAUGGCCUCUCCACCAGUCAGCUGCUCUGAUGUUGCUUCAGACGGCUACAUACCCAUGAGCCCCUCCUCCCUGCCGGUCUCCUUACUGACCAACGGAAAACCAGAGCUGCCCUCGCCUUCAAAUCCUGACCUAGAGCCCCCUCCAGUCGACCGCAACCUGAAACCCAAAAUUCGGGCCCGUCCGCCACCCUUAGACCUCCGGGGUUUGUCCACCAUCUCCGAAUGUCCAUUCCACGUCCCUCUCACACGCGCCAUGACAGACCCCAGCACAUCACUUCAGUGUGUUCCUUUGGACAGGCGGCGGGGGUGGGGCCUAAACGGCCUCGAACAGGAAGAGAGCCUUACGCCAACGGAUACACAGCUGAUGUUGUUCCCAUCUUGUGACUCCGCCCCUUGGAUAAGACGUCCCCAGCUAGAUUACCUAUCACUUGACUUCAACUCCGCCUCGCCUUCACCUGUCCAGAAGAAGCCGCUGCUGGCUGAUGAGUACCGGGUAGAUUACGUGCAGGUAGACGAGAAGAAAACACAGGCUUUACAGAACACCAAAAUGGAGUGGAAGGACGUUCGUCAGUCAAAAGCCUAAAGCUUUCUGGGAAAAAAACAAUCAAUUUAAAUUAUUAACAUGGUUCAGAACUUGACUUGUUGUCAUCUGCAAUUUCAGGUACUUUUUGGUCUUUUACAUCUGCUGUGAAUGGAAUGUUGUAUUAGCCAGUAAGAGCUGCACAUGAAAGCUCCAGAAAUAAAAUGGCAGACUAUUCAGGAAAUUAUUCCAGAAUAAAAGACCUCCAAUGCAACGCUAGACCUGAGAUCCGUCAACGGUAGUAGGACGAUAAAAUCGAACCCUUGCUAAUUGCCUCAAUGAUCUAAAAUAUUUUGUGGAUGUUUUUCACUUCUAAAAGACUUUUAUCCUAGAAAAUUUAACAUUUAAAAGCACUUCCUGGAACAUUUGUUCUGAAGUAGUUUCCUGAAUAUAACGGCACAUUGUCUUACAUCGUCGAUGUUUGUUACACAGAUGACACGUUGCCUCUUUAAAUUCUGAAAUAAUAUUUUCAAGCGUGUUAUGAUGUCUUUAUGUGGAUAUUAUGAAUGUUACAUAUUUAUGAUGUGUACAAUCACUGAAUAGUAUCAAAGAAAAAUAUAACACCAAUUGCACUGGUUUAAACACCCCGAAGAUCAUGUUUGACAUGGACUUGUUAUGCUGAGAGUUGGACCACUGGAACCAAACACUGUGAUCGGACGCCGGAACAAAGGUUCAAUAAGAAGGAUGUCUGAACACUGAAGGAAAUUUUUGUCGAAGGGAAUUGUGUCUUAAGAGACCUGCAUUGUCUUUUUCAAGAUGUUGAAUGAAUAUUGAAUGUUGAAUAUGUUAGACUAUUGUCUUAUUAUUGACCUUCAUUAUUGAAGGUUUGUCAACAAUAUUAUCUGAAUGUAUUUGACUGGUUCACCAUGACGAGGCAUUACGAAUGUAUUUUUGGUUUGUAGAAUUGUGUACUACUGUACCGCAAGAGCACAAAGAUCUCAUGGGAAACUAUCACUGUGACAUCGUCAGUCUUUUUCCGGAUAUACAUCAGUGUUGCUUUAUGUCUCAUAAAGUAAUAGAGUGAGCGAGCAGGGGGGAUUUUUGAAAUGUAGAGACCUUACUAACCUGUGUGAAUCACUUGAUAUCUGUACAUCAGCAGGUCAAUUAUUGUGAUGCAUAUUGAACAGAACGUAAUAAAUGAAUUCAGCAGUUCAGCUCAAUAAAAGAAAAAAGAAAGUACAAAAACUCAA